This is a messenger RNA of Ochotona princeps (American pika), 429 nucleotides long. RefSeq lists its product as uncharacterized. The coding region runs from base 169 to 429 and encodes 86 amino acids. NCBI's taxonomy places the organism in Eukaryota, Metazoa, Chordata, Mammalia, Lagomorpha, Ochotonidae. The record is from RefSeq and is a predicted model, not a curated record. The transcript has a single exon.
AGCUACCUCGUGUUCAGGCUGGCCUCAGCAGUCCCUGAGCCGCAGCCGUCGACUCCGCAGUUUGGGGGCGUAGCAGCCUCUCCCCGACCCCACGCCCCCUCGUGCACCGCGGGGCAGCGGGCCGGCCGAGGAGCCUGGCGGGGCGCACGGACGGACACCGCCUCGCGCAUGCUCGGUGCGGCGCGCAGCUCUUGGCAGAGGAGAGGGUUGCUCCGCCGCGGCGUCCGGGGUCUGCAGCAGGGUCGGUGCGCCGCUGCUGCUUGCAGUCGUCCUCCUCGGCAGUUCGCGGGCGCUCUUCCGCUCCCCGAGGCCCCGGCGGCUCCUGCGCGCCCCUAUCUGGCCCCCUGCCCCGCGAAGAUGGCUGCCGUACGCCGGGCCCGUAGUUACUGCCGCUGCCUGGUGCGCUUCUCUGACCGAGAACUCUGCUAA